GGCGGGGCGGGUGAGAUUUAAAGGGCCAGCGCCCUCCCUCGCUCUCUGGUUCUCUCCCUCCCCGGGGUGGCUUAAUGGAUUCAGGCAAAUUUAUCGGCUGGCGCUGCAGGUUGGAUAGGGAGUAGCCCCAUGGAUUUAACAGAGGCGGCGCUGUGUCGGGAUAGCUGGGCGGUGGGCAUGUGCAGAAUCAUAGAACUGUGGCGUCGGAAGGGACCCCGAGGGUCAUCUAGUCCAACCCCUGCAAUGCAGGAAUCUUUUGGCCACUCAUCCUCUAACGACUGAGUUAUCCAAAGUGAAGCAGAACAUCAGGAUCCACCAGCCAGAACAAGCUGGGUUUCUGGGGGCCAUUACGGUCAAUUACACAUACGUUCCCGCCGCCCUGUGUCUUUUGUCUGUGGAGUAAUGACGCAACCCGACCUGUGCCUUCCCCCUCUAUAAAUCCUGGGUCCCCUACUUCGUGGGGAAUCAGACAUCCAGCGGCUCCUGACAGGUUUCAAGAUGAUGUGGAGCUCUCAAUCUGUGCUCUGUGCAUCUUUGAUCCUCUGCGGGCUACUUGGGGAAUGCUGUGGAACUGUUCUGGUGCCCAAGGACAAACGCGGCUGGACCUUGAACAGCGCUGGAUACCUCUUGGGACAUCCACUUCUCCCCUUGCACUCUCCUCUCCCCAAAGCAGAUGCUCACCAGACACUGUCCAACAAAGGGAGCCUGGCGCAUAAGCGAGAUGCUAUGGAGGACUUGUAUUCCGUAGGGCAGGAUUCCUUGGCACAUGCUCUGCGCUCCUUAGAUGAUGGCACCUUUCAAACGCUGAUGGAUUUUCUAACCUACCUGAACCCCCAAGAUCAAAGAGCUGUUUCACGCCUGCCCCUCUUGCUGUCAGAGGAAGAGUCCUUGCGGCAGUAGCGGCCUGGCCUCCAGCCUGCACCCUUCGGAUUUGCUUGCUGCUGCCACCACCCCUCAGACCCCUCCCCAUCCCACACACAUACAAGAUUCUGCUAUAUUCCUGACACAAAGCCACCUUAAUACAAUCUGGUGCCCCAAACAGCUGUGCCCGUUGCACAGCCAUUUGAGAGCUCAGCCCCCCCCCUUUUGAGAGAAUACCCCUCCCUUUGACUAAUCUGCCCCAGAGAUAUAGGCUAUAAACACACCAUACAGUUAAAGCACAUGACUUCUCCCAAAGAAUUCUGGGAACUGUAGUUUACCCACCACACAGUCAACAUUCUCAGCAUCUGCUUCUCAGCAGUGGCACCCUCCCUGUGGGACGCCCUCCCAUCAGAUGUCAAGGAGAUAAAGAACUACACAACUUUUAGAAGACAUCCAAAGGC
Messenger RNA from Podarcis muralis (Common wall lizard), 1322 nucleotides. Its product is annotated as galanin peptides-like. Gene Ontology annotation, cellular component: secretory granule; extracellular region. Gene Ontology annotation, molecular function: neuropeptide hormone activity; galanin receptor binding. Gene Ontology annotation, biological process: neuropeptide signaling pathway. NCBI's taxonomy places the organism in Eukaryota, Metazoa, Chordata, Lepidosauria, Squamata, Lacertidae. The record is from RefSeq and is a predicted model, not a curated record.